Prunus armeniaca (apricot) is the source of this 711-nucleotide messenger RNA. Lineage: Eukaryota; Viridiplantae; Streptophyta; Magnoliopsida; Rosales; Rosaceae. The record is from the annotation of a GenBank genome assembly.
AUGGCACCCAAUUUCCUUCUAAGUAGGUUAGCGUACGUAGUGGAUAUGUCCAAUCACUUACUUCAAGGUAUUAUGCCUUCCCUUUUCGUACGGCAUCAGUCUCAGCCUCCGAUGAUGUCUUCACUUGGACGACGUCGUCACGAUGCCCGCCUAGGCCGCCUAGGCGCUGUUUUUGAUAUAUAUUUUUUUUCCGACUGCAGCAGCGGCAUUCCUCAGCUCUCACAGACUCAUCGACUCUCUGGCCUUCCUUUUUCCAGCAAGCUUUUCGUACUGCAUCAGUCUCAGCCUCCGAUGAUGUCUUCACUUGGGACGACGUCGUUACGAUAUCCAAACCGUUUCAGAUCUCAGGGGCUACUCGGAAAAACAUCAAAAUCUGAAAUCGCGCUUUCCUUGGUAAGUUAUACAAUACAUUUUCUCAGCUGCCAAACAGAAACAGACCAAUUGACGAGAGCUGUGGGAGAUGUAAUCAAAAGCUUAGGGGAAGAACAUGGUCCAGUGCCUCGACAUGGAGGUUCUGUGAAAGGGCUUGAUAAUGAGGUUUGGAGGGGACACUGUGGCGCUAUAGUGUUGGCUAGAGAGGAAUAUAAGAUUUUUUGUAGGGUUAGAAACUUCAGUGGUAGCAUUGAGUCUGGUCGUUUUUUCAAUGGUCAUGCUUAUGGAGUGCACAUGAAUGGCGCUGGUGGACUGAGCCUCCAGACCUUGAUGAAAUAA